Paramecium sonneborni is the source of this 758-nucleotide messenger RNA. The record is from the annotation of a GenBank genome assembly. Lineage: Eukaryota; Ciliophora; Oligohymenophorea; Peniculida; Parameciidae.
AUGGCAGAUUAACUUGAAAGUAAUGCAUCAAAUUAAUAUUAGAAUAAUAAUUUUAAGGCCCAUAGUCUGUUUUAAUGUCUAAUUAUGUUUGCAUUUAAGAUGGCGAUUUUCUAUAACCCCAAAGUCAGAAUUCAUAUUCUGUCCCUAUCGAACUUUCUCCAAAUAAUCCAAUUAAAAAUCAAAUAAAGAAAACAUUAAUUUCUGGAACUGCUAAGUAGAGUGUAUUUGAAGAAGAAGCUUAAAAUCAUGGUAAACCUGAAUUUCUCAAAUUAAUUAUUGCUAAAAGCUUAUAAAAUAACUUUAUUACUAAUUUAUGGAAUAAGUCUUACCUAAGAAAAUUGCAUUAAUUGACAGAAUAUUAAAUCAAAACUAUAGAUGAUUUAAAAUUUAAUAGUACCAUUGCUGAAUCUGUUUAUGAUAGCUUGUAUAUAUUUACACCUUACAGUAAAUUUAUUUUCUUUUGGGAUAUGUCAUAGAUCAUUUUAUAUUUAUUUAUAUUUUUUUGGUUACCUUUUAAAAUAUCCUUUGGUAUAAAUUAGAUCAGUCAAUUUUGGAAUGUAGAAGACAAUCAUUAGAUGGAAUUCAUUAUACUCACUCUUUUAUCAUGUGAUGUUUUGGUUGGAAUGAAUAUGGCAUUUAUAUAUAAAGGAUAAAUCAUUAAAAAUAGAAGAAAGAUUUUCAUAAAUUAUAUAAGAUAGUAUGCUUUUGUCGAUUUAGUAUUAUUUUAUUUAUUAUAUUGGUCUCAUUAGCAGUUUUGA